AUGGAUACUCUUCCCGUCGAGCUUUUGAGGCUUGUCUUCUCUCAUUGCGACCCAAAGUCGGUCAGGUCUCUUCGACAAGUCACUCGAAUCUUGGCCGAUGUUGGCUACGAGUACUUGCUCUCUCCCAAGUUCACCGCUGUUGGUUGGAGAAAUGAUAUAGACCGACUACAUUCUAUUGCACUCAACGACCGUCUGAGAGGAAGUAUCACGUCUAUUUGCAUUUUCCUCGGAGAGCUAUCAUAUUAUGAUGCUUGGAGUACAUCACCGUUUCAACACUUCAUCACACCCUCAGACCAACGCAAUGCGCUUAUGGGCUCGGCUAGACAGGAGUUCGACAGGAUCGAAAAGGGUCGCAAAGCUAUUGGCCCAUUGUACCUGAGGGCCGAUGACCUUCGAGAGGCAUGCUCUGCACUUCCAAAUCUCAAGGACCUGGAGAUUACAUUCACUCGAUGCCCGCUUGAAAACGACCUACUAAGGGAAGUUUUCGACUCUCCCAAUUGCAGGAAACUAGAUCGACCCCAGACAUAUAGCAAUUUAGACGCCAUCAUAUUCGCACUGCAUGGCAUUCCGUUACUAUCUUUCAAGGUCGAUCGCAUGCCGCUUGAGAUCUUCCGCCUGCCUCAUCAUCGAACACAUUGGUAUACGCAUGCUCAAUCUUUCAAUGCUCUACACAGUCUCAACUUGACUCUGGACCCAUCCGGGCUCCAGGGUCCCGGGUCAGCCUUUAGGGCUGUGAACGGAUUAGGCCGUAUCCUCCAACUCGCUAAACAGCUACGCAAAUUCAAGCUCGCGUUCCAUCCCUACACGAGCGAAAACUCCAAGUUUGCCCUAUCGUUCCGGGAACUAUUUUACGACUUCACAUACAAGCAGCUCACCGACCUGACUCUGGAAGGCGUCUCCUGCGAAGAGGACGACCUCAAGGACUUCCUCGCACGGCACGGAGCUACUCUACUCCGACUGCGCCUUGGUGGUCGGGGGCUUGCCAAACCUGUUGAGGUGUCACUUGGGGGGAUCCACCUAUACGAGGGGACUUUCAAAUCACUCUUCACAGGCCUACGCGCAAAAUUGCCCAAGCUGGAGCGACUCCAUCUCGAGGGUAUUUUCGAAUGCGAGCACCAGGACCUCCCCUCGCACGAAGCCUACAACUUCUACCCGCUGACUAACGAAAAUUGGGAGGAACUCCCUCGCCCCCGAUGGGUGCGAAGUUCACGCAGGACCAUCAACUGCCAGCCAUUUGAGCACUACGUCCUCUUCGGGGGGCCCUAUCCCAAGACUGCUCUGGUGGAGCAAGACGAUUAUUGA
Molecule: messenger RNA, 1302 nt
Organism: Hypoxylon fragiforme
Lineage: Eukaryota; Fungi; Ascomycota; Sordariomycetes; Xylariales; Hypoxylaceae
Exons: 2
Coding region: 1-1302 (433 amino acids)
Molecular function (GO): protein binding
Source: RefSeq, a predicted model, not a curated record